AUGCCCAAAGAUUCGAAAAUUCCAAUCAUUAUCGUUCGUAAGAGAAGAGAAUCAAAGUUGGAAAAUGAUUUAUUUAAUAUAAUCCCAGUUCCAGUCUCAUGUAUUAACACAGUUGCUGAAAUGAAAGAUUCAAACGAACCAAAUUGGGUGAAAGCAAAACGGGCAGAAACCCAAAAAUUUAAUGAUAUGAAAGUAUUCCAAGAAGUUCCAAUUCCAGAAGGAGUUAAACCUAUAACCACAAGGCGGGUGUUUACCUAUACGAAAGAUUAUUUGAAAGGGGAUGCUUAUAAAGCCAGAUGUGUUGUCCAGGGUUUCGAACAAAGAGAAGGAGUGGACUAUGAUCCGACUAAGAUCCUGGCCUCAGUAAUUGAUUUAGCAUCCAUAAGAUUAUUAACAGCCAUUGCAGUAGAGAAGAAUAUGAUAAUCCAUCACGUUGAUAUUAAAUCAGCUUAUUUAAAUGCAGUACUUACAAAUGAGAGCCCGAGUUAUGUAUUUCCACCACCAGGAUACAAUAAAGAUAAUACUAAAUGUUGGUUAUUGGAUAAAGCUGUAUAUGGUUUAAAGCAAUCCGGUUAUGAAUGGCUUAUUACUUUUAUUAGCAUCUUCAAGAAAUUAGGAUUCACUCAAAAUGAACACCAAGAUAACAUAUUUGUAGAUAUCGUUCAAGUUCAAGUUUCUUCCACCUUCAUUAUAGAUCUCAUGGACUUUCAUUUUGCUGCUAUAAAUUCCAACAGCAAUUUUUUCACAGAACAGUUCGAUUAA
Molecule: messenger RNA, 762 nt
Organism: Hemisphaericaspora subhashii
Lineage: Eukaryota; Fungi; Ascomycota; Pichiomycetes; Serinales; Debaryomycetaceae
Exons: 2
Coding region: 1-762 (253 amino acids)
Source: RefSeq, a predicted model, not a curated record